UGUAUCUCGGUCACGUCGUUUCAGUGCACAGCUUCAGCCUUUAAAAAUUUUUUACCCAUUUUUAACCUUUUUUUUCAUUUUAAUUUUUCAGAUAUGGAUUCAAUAAAAGACUUUCCCAACUUAGAAACAGCCUCCAAAAAAUUACUGCGUUCAUUAGAAACAGCAAAUUACCUCUACACUCAUUUAAAUAAAUUGGAUCAAGCAAAGAAGGCAGCAAGUAAGGACGAGGCUCCCAAAACAGCUGAAAACAAAGAAAAAGAGACUAAAGAACAAGAAGGAACAAAAUCGGAGGAAUCCAAUUUUUCAAUUCAAAAUUCUCCAAAUUUUGAAAAACAAGUAAAAAUGGUGGAUGAAUUACGUUCACUAUGGGGGCAAUUAAGUGAUUGUUUAACUCAAUUAGAGAAAAUGCCAGACUCACAUCAUGCUAUUCUUGCUCUUCAAAAUGCCGCCGAAGCAUUCUUUCUCUGUUAUUCAAUGUUCUUUCCUCAAUCACCAAAAUCAACUUCUACAAAAGAACAAACAACAACUUCUACUGUUGAUAAUUUACAAAGUUUAACUCAGCCACAAUCUACUUCAAUUAAUUCGCCUGAUUCGCAACCAUCAUCGACAGUUAAUUUAAAUGAUGCUAAUUCUUAUCAAAAGGAAAUGUUUGCGUUUGCAGGUUUUUUAUUUACCAAAAAAAUUUUUUUUCAAUGUUUUUGAUAUUUUGUGAUUUGAGGUCAUUCUUUUCUGUUUUAAGUAAAUUUUUUAAGUUUCUUUUAAUUUAGGUCAGGCCUGGAACAUAGGGGGAAUCCCUCUUUCUGGAAUGUGAAAAAAUUAAAAAACUUCAGAGCAAAAAUUAAGGGAAGUGUGGGUAAAAAGAAAAUAAAUUUGGAAUUUCUUCCAAAAUUCGUUGCUGAAAAUAUUUUCCUGCUACAGCUCUACCAAAAAAAUGGUUACGGGUCCGAUUUCGGUAGUAGAAUUUUACUUUUUUAUUUCAUUUUU
Molecule: messenger RNA, 984 nt
Organism: Meloidogyne enterolobii
Lineage: Eukaryota; Metazoa; Nematoda; Chromadorea; Rhabditida; Meloidogynidae
Source: the annotation of a GenBank genome assembly